AAUAAUAAAACUUUCCUGCAGUUGUCAGGAGAACAUGGGCCAGAGAUAUAGGAAGCAAUCGAGGGCCUUUAUCGUGGAAACACAGGCUCUGGGAGCAGGAUUCCUGGCCAGCCGCGCGCCCAGCCUUGGAGCUGUCAGACGCCACAUGUCAGCAGCAGCAGCCGCCGUGCAGGGGGAGGACUGAGUGUCCCACACCAGGCAGCACAGAAGCAGAGAAACGUGCGUGCGUGUGAAGUUCAAACCAGACCCUUUCCGCUGGGUAGGAAUAAGCCCCCUGGAAGGCGAGGAUGGGAGCCGGGGGAGCCCUGCUGUGGUUACUGGGGGCUGCAUGGGCUGCGAUGGCUCCGGGACUUGGUUCCCACCUGAAAGGGAAGGACAGCCUUGACAGACCUCAGCACCAGGUGCAGCAUGGGCCCUGCAGCUACACCUUCCUGCUCCCAGAGCUUGGGGGCUGUUACCCCUCCGCUGCCGAAUACCAGGUCUCCAACUCACUGCAGAGAGAUGCUCCUUCCGCGCCUGAGCCCAAGUGGCCAGCCAAGCGGCUCCAACAACUGGAGAACAUCAUGGAAAACAACACACAGUGGCUGCAGAAGCUGGAGAGCUACAUCCAGGAGAAUGUGAAAAUGGAGCUUGCUGAGAUCCAGUUCCACACGGUGCAGAACCACACAGCUGCCAUACUGGAGAUCGGGAGCAGCCUCCUGAGCCAGACGGCUGAGCAGACCCGCAAGCUCACUGACGUGGAGACGCAGGUUCUCAAUCAGACCUCAAGGCUGGAGAUCCAGUUGCUGGAGAACUCUCUGUCCACUAACAAGCUGGAGAAACAGCUGCUGCUGCAGACCCAGGAAAUAAACAAGCUCCAGGAGAAGAACAGCUUUCUGGAGAAGAAAGUCCUGGAUGUGGAAGGCAAACACAAGGAGGAGCUGCAAGGGAUCAAAGCCGAGAAGCUGGAGAUGCAGGGCCUGCUGUCCAGGCAAACCCAGCUCAUCCAAGAACUGGAGCAGCACCUCGCCACAGCCUCAGCCAACAACACGGUGCUGCAGAGACAGCAGGCAUCUCUCAUGGACACAGUGCACCAGCUCCUGAGCCUUGUUUCUCAGUGCAACCAAAUCUCCCCGGCCCCCAAGGUGGAGCAGAAGGUGUUCCGGGACUGCGGGGCCGCGUACAAAUUGGGCCUCACUGCCAGCGGAGUCUACACACUGCACUUACCCAACUCCACAGCCACCACCAGGGCGUUCUGCGACAUGGAGACCAGCGGGGGAGGCUGGACUGUCAUCCAGCACCGGAAGGACGGCUCCAUGGACUUCCACCGCACCUGGAAGGAAUACAAACACGGCUUUGGGUCCCCAUCUGGAGAAUACUGGCUGGGAAAUGACUUCAUCCACCGGCUCACCGCUCAGGGCUCCUAUUCCCUCCGAAUCCAGCUUCGGGACUGGGACAGCAACGAGGCCUACUCCCUCUACGGGUAUUUCCACCUGGGCAGCGAGGAGCAGCUCUAUCGGCUCCACGUGCGGGACUACAGCGGGACGGCCGGCAGGACGAGCAGCCUCAGCCCCCCGGGGACGCCCUUCAGCACCAAGGAUGCCGACAACGACCGCUGCGGCUGCAAGUGCGCUCAGAUGGCGACCGGAGGCUGGUGGUUCGAUGCCUGCGGCCCCUCCAACCUGAAUGGGAUUUACUACCCCGCUAGCCCCGCGACGGUCCGCUACAACGGCAUGAAGUGGCACUACUGGAAGGGGCCCAGCCACAGGCUCAAGGCCACCACCCUGAUGAUCCGGGCUGCGGACUUCUGAGAGGCCCCAGACGGGACGGCGCCCUGGGGCUGGGGCUGGGCCGUCCCUGCAGGGGAGAUGGGCCAGGCUGCGGCUGCACCAAGGCUCUGGUGGUGCCGCGUGAACGGCCUCCCGCACGUGGGUCUGGCCCCGAAGGGCGAGCUUGCACAGCGCUGUGGACACCUGCUUAGCCCGGCCUCUGUACGGUGCCUCCUCCCCGCAGCACCAGAGCUCGCUCCCAGGCGCCAGCCAUCGAGGAUGGGCCUGAGCAGAGGUGGCCCCGUCCCGCUCGUCCAAACGCAGCCUGCGUCUAGGUCUUAAUCUCCUCCCGGUUCAGGGGCUGGCUCACAAACAUCCUGCUGUUUCCUGGGGAGCUGGGGGCUUGCGAUCCUGGUGUCAAGUUGUUCAGAUAAAGCAUCAGUGGAGAGCUCA
This is a messenger RNA of Caretta caretta (loggerhead turtle), 2201 nucleotides long. Its product is annotated as angiopoietin-2. Lineage: Eukaryota; Metazoa; Chordata; Testudines; Cheloniidae. The record is from RefSeq and is a predicted model, not a curated record. Gene Ontology annotation, biological process: blood coagulation.